Leptonychotes weddellii (Weddell seal) is the source of this 4708-nucleotide messenger RNA. The record is from RefSeq and is a predicted model, not a curated record. NCBI's taxonomy places the organism in Eukaryota, Metazoa, Chordata, Mammalia, Carnivora, Phocidae.
ACUUAACCAACUGAGCCACUCAGGCACCCGGGCAGUGUCUUUACCUUAUGCUGCCAGGCACGUUGGCUGGCACGUGGUAGGCACAUUGUGGACAUUUUGCUAAGUGAAGGGAGGCAUUGUUGGUAAGCAGGCCUCUGGACUCUUCAUAGGUUCAGAGGAAGGAGCAGAGCUGGAAAUGGCACCGGAGGCCAUUCUUCAUUCUGUUCCACUGGGAGCAGACGGGGCCAGGGGGAGAAACAGUUGGGGACAAGGGUCAGGGCCCUCGUUUCAGAAGUUUCUGCAGCAGGCUCUGAACAGGGGCUCUGGAGUCAAGCAAACUUAGAUUUUAACUCCUAUUUCCUCACUUCAUGGAGGGUUGGCCUCCGAGCCUCAGUUUCCUAGUCGAGAAAAUGGGAAUAUGGGAAUACAGGCCUUGAGGGGUCGAUGUGCGAAUUCAGGGAGCUGCUGAGUCCCCAGCGCUGGGACGCCGCUGGGCCGGCGGGGCUGGCGUUGACGCCCGCCUCUUCAGCUGCCUAUCGAGCCGCACCUGACAGCUGCCAGUCUUUGGAGACUGAGUUGGUUUUUUCUCUGAAAUGACAAUCCUCUGAGACUUCCAGAUAGUCUUGUAAGGCCCUGAGUUACCCAGGGCUGGUGCCACACACAUGCAGUUACGUGUUUUACUCUUCCAUGAGAAACCUUACGGUGCUUUAGGACAGGAUUGCCGUGGGCGGCCACGCAGCAUCAUUGUGACUUGUGGGACGGGGAGAAAUCACUUGUAACCACGAAGACAGCAGAGGGGAUGGGGCACCGGAGGAGAGAUGCGGGCAAGAACGUUUCCAUGCUAAAGGAAGGGAAGUCGAGGCGGGAGCAGCCUCCGGGUCCAGUGUCGGGCACCCCAGUGCUUGGUAUUUCUUGGCUGGGUGAGCAGACGGAAAGAGGUCUGAGAAGGGAAGCUGUUCUUCGAGUUAGUUGCGGGGUGGGGGGGCGGCGAGUACACUUGGUGCUUACUUGGAAGCAGGGAUUUCUGUACAGAUGAUUCUCUUAGAAUCAUCAUGAGUUGUUGGGGUUUUUUUUCUUUCUUUCUUUCAGUCUCAAGAAACUCGAGAGAUCUUACAUUUCCACUAUACCACGUGGCCUGACUUUGGAGUCCCUGAAUCGCCAGCUUCAUUCCUAAACUUUCUUUUUAAAGUUCGUGAGUCAGGGUCACUGAGCACGGAGCACGGCCCUGUCGUGGUGCACUGCAGUGCGGGCAUUGGCAGGUCGGGGACCUUCUGUCUGGCUGACACCUGCCUCUUGCUGAUGGACAAGAGGAAAGACCCUUCUUCUGUCGACAUCAAGAAAGUUCUGUUAGAAAUGAGGAAGUUUCGGAUGGGACUGAUCCAGACAGCAGACCAGCUCCGUUUCUCUUACCUAGCUGUGAUCGAAGGUGCCAAAUUCAUCAUGGGAGACUCUUCAGUGCAGGAGCAAUGGAAGGAGCUCUCCCAUGAGGACCUGGAGCCCCCACCCGAACACGUCCCCCCUCCUCCCCGGCCCCCCAAACGAAUCCUGGAGCCACAUAAUGGGAAGUGCAAGGAAUUCUUCCCCAACCACCAGUGGGUAAAGGACGAAACCGGGGAGGAUACAGAAGCCUGCUCCAUCAAGGAAGAAACCAGAACCCCCUUAAAUGUCCCUUGCAGCAUGGAAAGCACGAGUCCAGACACUGAAGUCAGAAGGCGGGCUGUGGGGGCAGGUCCUGCCCAGGGGGAGCCUUCGCCACCCAAGGAGGAGCAGGACCAGGCGCUGACUCCCUGGAAGCCCUUCCUGGUCAACAUGUGCAUGGCCACGGUCCUCACAGCCGGCGCGUACCUCUGCUACAGGGUGGUGUCACCAGAUACACAGUUUAUAUUUGAUUUCCCAGGGAAAGAUUCCCAUGCUUUUACGAAUGUAAACUCCUUUGGAGAAGAGGGUUUAAGGGUUUAGGGCGCGGUCUUGCUCAGUCGCUUCCUCUGCUGUGCGCAUACUGAGCUUGGACAGUGCCUGCGAGCUUUCCCGUUUUUAGAAGAGAAACAACAAAAGGCCAGCUCUAGAAAACAAAGCCCGGCUUCUGCUUUUGCUCAGGGUGUCCCCACCGGUUUCCCAUUGCUCAUUUCUCCUUCCGGCUCUCUGGGUCAGGCCCCGCCCUCAUCCCCCCACCUCCACAAAUGGGGUUCCUCAAGGCCCCUGCCUCGGGGUCUGAGGUCACGGCAGGGUGGCCACCAGCUUCUCACCCUGCCAUUGAGGUCCAGAAGGAACAAUUUCCACUUCGGAAUAUAAAUGCUGUUUCAGUAGAAAUCCACACGUGAGAAGUGUGUUGCUGUUAAAGUUAGGGGAAGAGGGAGGAUUAGCCUCAAAACUCUGGUCAUGGAAAUCACCUCACAGGACUUCUUAAAAAUUUUUAAAUAUUUUAUCUCUUUCCAAGCGACCGUCUUUGAGUAUAUCGGAUGGUUUAACAACAUGUAAACAAGAUUUUCCUUCAGGGUGAUUUUUGGGGAGGGGGGCUCUUGUAAAAGAGAAAGGAAACCCCCUUCGCUGGAGGCUGGAGGGGCUGGGGGCCGGAGUGGGGGGGGGUCGGGCUAGUGCGUGAGUCUGCGGCUCUGCGGUGCGGGGGCUGGGCUCAUCUGAAAAUGUUUGGUUUCAUUCCAGUUCCUGUUCAGCAGCAGCACAUAGUCUGACCCACCCCACUGCCCGCCUAGCAGGCAUGUCAUGGUAGGGGAGGGUGGGGGAGCCGAGGACAGCGUAGCCAGCCGUGACCUGGACGGACGUUUGUUCUGCACUAAAACCACCCGCCCCGGGCUGUUGGUUGUUACUCCUUUUGACUUUGUUGCCCCUCCCUUUCUUCGCGUACCAAAUCCACAGCCCAUUUUUUGAGGAGAGCAAAGGAGAGUCCGGUGCUGGUGGCCUGCGUAAGUCGCGAGGCUCGCCCUGCCACACGCUCCCUCUUGGUGCGGCCCAGCACAUCCCGGUGGGCAGCACACGGUGUCCGCCCCCUGGGCCUCCGCGGAGACUGUGCGGUGAGCCUCUCCGCUCCAUAUUUAUUUUUUUGUUCUUGUUGUUUUCCCCAAAGGCAUCCAUAGUGCACUAGCAUUUUCUUAAACCAAUAAUGUAUUAAAAUUUUUGAUGUCAGCCUUGCAUCAAGGGCUUUAUCAAAAAGUACAAUAAUAAACCCUCAGGUAGUGCUGGGAACGUAAGACUUUGCCAUGAGCCUGCUGCGUCAGACCAGUACUAGGAAGGAGGACGGUUGUAAGCAGUCGUUAUUUCGUGACAUUGUGGGUAAGGUGAGCAGAGGUUUGGCAUAUGUUUAUAGAACAUGGGAUGAUACAUACUGAACAUUUGGAUAUUUAAGAUACAUGACGUGAGAUUACUUUGUCCCAGUUACCCCCUCCCGGUUAUCUGCUAGAACCUUGUUCUCAAUCACUGCUUUCCCUGUGUGUAUUAGAAUGCAUGUACGGUCGUCUUAUGUCCCCAUCAAAUACCACGUGCUUGAAAUACUUUGCUCUCUGCUUAUUAAUGUGCCCCAUGUACAAGUCCAGUCUACCUUUGCAUGAUCUGAUCAUUCCAUGGCUGUGGUUCCUAAGACUUGCUAAAAUCAUCGCCAUUCAGCAAUGGAGUGAUGUUUUCCAGUAAGAGAUAUUUGCCGAAUUCCUGGCAUGACACUCUGGUGACUUCCUGGUGAGACCCGGCCUGGCCUUGUCCGUCCGGAUCGCACUGUAACUCAGACAUUCCAAGGGUAUGGGAAGCCGCAGUCACACCUCACGCUCUGGACAUUUAGGCAAGCAGGGUUCCCCCCCCACCCACCCAGCACCUUGGGGAUCAGCCUCCACGUUCAGAAGUUCACGCUCCUCUCAAGCAGACGGUGAUUUGGAACCAAGGCAACUGUUGGAAACCACAUGUCCUGAAGCAAUCUGGGUGACAGUCCCUCGGAGUCCGCCUGCCGUCGUCCUGUUCUGGGGGCCUUGCUGAGAGCCACGUCUGCCCCCGCCCUUGAAUCCUGGGGACUGAUGGUGCUCACGACUCUUCCUGCAAGGGAACUUGAGACCUCCACAUUAAGUGGCUUUUUUAACAAGAAAAAACAAAAACAAGGCAGCUGUAGCUCACGAGCUGCUCUUCUGCCAGCAUUUUCACAUUUUGCCUUUCACGUGUUAGAAGCCCGUGCAGAGAAGUUCUGUGGUGGGAACGUUUGAGGCAUCGCUCCGCAGAGCCUUGGUGAGGUGUGGAUGAGGCUGAGGUGCCAGAGGCUAUAAGCAUUUUUGAGUUGGGCUUGUUUGUUUGUUUUUUGAAGUCCUGUAUAUGUAUGUAGUAGUUUGGGUGUGUAUAUAUAGUAGCAUUUCAAAAUGGAUAUACUGGUUUAACCUCUUAUCCUUGGAAAACAGAUGGCCGUCCAUCUUGUUACACGUAUGUUAGAGAAGUAGCGAGCUGCUCUGCUAUAUGCCUUAAGCCAAUAUUUACUCAUCAGGUCAUUAUUUUUUACAAUGGCCAUGGAAUAAACCAUUUUUACAAAAAUAAAAACACACAAAAAAAGUGAGGUGUUUUGGUAGAAUACCUUUUCAGGUGUGUGUAUACAUGGAUGCAUGAUGGGGGGUGGGGGGGCGCGUCUCAGGGUCUUCUGUGACCUCACAGAACUGUCAAACUGUACAGAUUUCCAACUUGCCAUAUAAAUGAUGGGUUUGCAUUUUAGUUGCAACAAUAAAAUUUUUUUUCUAAAGAACAUGGA